AUGAAGUUCUCUGCCACUGCCAUCGCCUUCCUCUCUCUCGCUGCCUCUACCAUGGGUAGCCCAACUUCGCGAAACCAGCAGCGCUGGAUCACCACCAAGUUGACUCUUUGCCAGGAGCCCAACCUCCAGGACUGCGAUGACACUUUUGUCCCCAUUGACACUUGCUUCAAGGUUCCAGAAUGCACUGUUCAGUCUUUGAACGCCCAGGGACACGUUUGCGACUACUACUCCGACGUCGGAUGCUCUGGAACCAAGUAUAAGCACUUUGGCAUUCAGCAGAACCUCCCUCAAGGAACUACUAUCCGAUCAGUUUUCUGCUGGUAA
Pochonia chlamydosporia 170 is the source of this 324-nucleotide messenger RNA. RefSeq lists its product as hypothetical. The record is from RefSeq and is a predicted model, not a curated record. Lineage: Eukaryota; Fungi; Ascomycota; Sordariomycetes; Hypocreales; Clavicipitaceae. The transcript has 3 exons. Bases 1 to 324 code for a protein of 107 amino acids.